AUGCCUCGGGGCCAGAAGAGUAAGCUUCGUGCCCGUGAAAAACGCCGCCAGGCUCGAGAAGGGCCAGAGCGUCUGGUGCCUGCUCAGACCACUGCCCCAGAGGAAGAAGAGUCUCCCUCUUCCCCAUCUCCUCAUUUCAAAGAUGCUCCCCAGAGCUCCCCUGCCACGGGAACACCCGGGAGUCCUAAAGUUCCUGGAGGAGUCUGCUCCACCAGCACUACUGCUGCAGCUGCUUCAAACACAAAAUUUAAUGAAGAUGCCAGCAAUCAAGUGGAGGAAAAGCAAAAUACCUCAAAGGCCGGGGAUACCACUGAGCAAUGUCGCAGAGGCCCUAUAGAAGAGAAAGUUGCUCUGUUGGUAUACUACCUGCUGUACAAGUAUCAAGUGAAAGAGCCAAUUACUAAGGCAGAUAUGCUGAGAAAUGUAAUCCAGACUUAUAAGAAUCACUUCCAUGAGAUCCUAAGGAAAGCCUCUGAGCACUUGGAGCUGGUCUUUGGCCUUGAUGUAAAGGAAAUGGAUCCCAACAGGAACACCUACGUCCUUAUCAACAAGCUGGAACGGAGCUGCGAUGCAAGAGUGAAUGAUAAUGGAGCUGUGCCCAAGACAGGCCUGUUGAUGACUGUCCUGGGUGUGAUCUUCACAAAGGGCAACCGUGCCACUGAGGAGGAAGUCUGGAAAGUGCUGAAUAUGAUGGGGUUGUAUGAUGGAAAAAAGAAUUUCAUCUAUGGGGAUCCCAAGAAGCUCAUCACCAAAGAUUGGGUGAAAGAAAAGUACCUGGAGUACCGCCAGGUGCCCAACAGCGAUCCUCCGCACUAUGAGUUCCUGUGGGGCCCCAGAGCCUACGCUGAGACCAGCAAGAUGAAAGUCCUUGAGUUUGUGGCCAAGAGCCAUGAUACCGUCCCCACUGCCUUCCCAGGCUGUUAUGAAGAGGCUUUGAGAGAUGAGGAAGAGCGAGCCCGAGCCAGAGUUCUAGCCAAGGCUGGUACCGCUGCCAUGGCCAGUGCACGUACCAAGGCCAUAGCCAGCAGCUUUUCCUGCCACAAGUGA
Puma concolor (puma) is the source of this 1047-nucleotide messenger RNA. The record is from RefSeq and is a predicted model, not a curated record. NCBI's taxonomy places the organism in Eukaryota, Metazoa, Chordata, Mammalia, Carnivora, Felidae.